Schistosoma turkestanicum is the source of this 1302-nucleotide messenger RNA. The record is from the annotation of a GenBank genome assembly. NCBI's taxonomy places the organism in Eukaryota, Metazoa, Platyhelminthes, Trematoda, Strigeidida, Schistosomatidae.
AUGAAGAAUAUUGAAAAGUAUACUAAAAAUUGUAACGAACAACAACCACCACGUUCAUGUUGUGCAAACUUGAUUACAUCAUCAGUAAAUACCACAAUCCUACCAUCGUCAUCGCUGACGCCAUCAACAUCCUUGUCAACACAACAACACCAAUUACCUAGUGCUUCGCAUUCAAUGUUCAAUUUCGAUUUUACAUCAACAACAACUUAUCAAGAAUGGUUACAAAUGAUGAAACAUUUACAACAUAUCGAUCAUUUAAAACAAUUUACCAAUAAUAAUAAUAAUAAUCGAACGGAAUUACACUCUCAUUAUUCAUCGCCUACAUCUUUCGUUGAAAUUAACAAUAAAAACAUUGAACCAUUGAACAAGAAAUAUGACCCGCUAAAUUCAAACAAUUUAAUAUCACAAUAUUAUUAUUAUUAUUAUUGUAAUUAUUAUUUUGGUUUACAAAAAUCACAUGAAUUUCUUCAAUCACAACAACAAAAUCAACUUGAUAACAAUAAUCAUAGUGAAAUAUUUAAAUUUGACGGAACCGCCGAUACGACAUUCAAUUCAGAUAAACAAAAUAGUUCAUUGAAACAUUUAACACCAUCUGUUCAUUGUUCAAUUUCAACAUCAUCAACAUCAACAACCGCGACAACAAAAUCUAUUGUAAAAAAUUCACAAUUAUUUUCUUCAGUAAAUAAUUAUUCACCAAUUUUAUUUGAAGGUCAAGGACGAGUGAAUCAAUUAGGCGGUAUGUUUAUUAAUGGUAGACCAUUACCAUAUGAGACACGUUUAAAAAUUGUUGAAUUAUCCAAUAGUGGUAUACGUCCAUGUGAUAUAUCACGUCAAUUAAAAGUAUCCCAUGGUUGUGUUAGUAAAAUUUUACAACGUUAUAGUGAAACAGGCAGUGUAAGUCCAGGUGCAACCGGUGGAGCGAGAAAAUCUAAAAACAGUCAAACACUUUAUCAUCAUCAACCACGUGAUCGAAAUCCUCGGCUGACUACUACUACUACUACUACUACUACUAUCACUACCACUACUACCUCUACUACUACUACUACUGCUACAAGUACCUCGACUCAUAUUACAUCAACAUCAUUACCCAAUGAUACCACCAAUCAUCGUUCACGAUAUUCAAAUCAAAUUCAAAUGAAAUUAAAUCGCGCCAGUAAUAAUAAAUUCAAUAAAUCAAAAUUAUCAUUUAAAACAAAAAAACACAAUAAAUCAAAACGAUCAUUAUUUUCAUCACAUUGUCAUCUUGUCAACUCGAUAAGUCGAUCAACAACUACAAGGUCACAUGAUGCUAAUAAUAACUAA